AUGAAAUCCUUGGCAUCACUCGCUUUUAUCACGUUUACCCUUGCACAGCAUGCACAUGCGGUCACCUCACAGCAGAUCCACAUAGACUUGGCCAAGACCCUAUCGUCGGGAUCUGAGGUGGUAUCAACCACUGACCCUUCCUACGCAACCGGCUUUACACAACGAUGGACCGUGUACUCCAAAGCUGCACCGACUUACGACAUUGCUGUGAAGCCUGCCACCGCUACAGAUGUUCAAAAAAUUAUCCAGUAUGCAACUAAGAACAGUGUUCCAUUCUUGGCAACGGGCGGUGGUCACGGUUAUACCACUUCCUUGUCUGGCGUGAAGGGCGCACUCAACAUUGACUUGAGUAAAUUCAGAAAAGUGGUUGUGGAUGCUUCAGCCAAUACUAUGACCAUUGGAGCUGCUACGAUUUUUGCUGAUAUGUUGGAUCCAUUGUACGCUGCUGGCAAACAAAUGCCAUCUGGUGGGUCCUCAACCCCUAGCAUUAUAGGCGUUACCCUAGGUGGGGGCAUCGGGCCUCUAACCGGUGCUCACGGUCUACUGAUCGACUCACUGCUCUCCGUUGAGAUGGUGACUGGCUCCGGUCAGAUCCUAACGGUAUCGGCUACUAAAAACUCCGAUCUUUUCUGGGGAAUGAGAGGAGCGGGAGUUAACUUCGGCAUUGUCACCUCAGCGACAUACCGAAUCUAUGAUACGAUCAACAAUGGCAUGGUGUACAAUGCCGACAUAAGUUUCGACGGGGAGAAGAACGAGACGAUUUUCAAGAUUUUGCGUUCCUACCAAGGAACCCAAGACAAUAAGCUUGCAAUUUCCGUGGCCUCUUCAGUCAAGAACAAAGUUCCCGAGAUCAGUAUUAGCGCCAUUUAUUUUGGCACUAAAGAACAAGGUGAUGCAGCUAUCAAAGCCUUCCUUGAUCAACAGCCGACAUUCAGCAACAUCUCUGUUGUACCCUACAACAAGCUAGUUUACGUUGCAAAUUUUGGCGGCGACGUGUUCGCUCGCAUAAAGGGUGUUAGAGCUGACCUGUGGGGUUACCAACUGAACGAUGUUACGGUGUCCACACUCAGUAGCACGUACACAAAGUUCAUCAACUUUGUUCUCGACAACCCUGCACUCGAAAACCCUCUUUGGCUAGUAGAGAAGUUUGGUCUGGGAGUUACCGCAACCAUCCCCGACGAGUCUACUGCGUAUGCAUGGCGCAAAGCUGUUGCCUAUGGCUUUUUCUCGUUCAACCUGCCCGCAAAUGUGUCUGAACAGAUGACGAACAUUGUUGAUCAGUUCUCUGAGAAGAUCCGCAGCGGUCUGACUUCGGGCUGUGGAAAUCCUCAGGGCAACGUAUUUCCUAACUAUGCACGGGGUAUCGAGACGCCAGAGCAGGUUUAUGGCAAGUCAAAGUUGCCGAAACUACGAUCGCUUAAGAAGAAGUACGACCCAAAGGGAUUAUUCAAUAAGUACAACUCCUUUGCUUGA
Bipolaris victoriae FI3 is the source of this 1473-nucleotide messenger RNA. RefSeq lists its product as hypothetical. Bases 1 to 1473 code for a protein of 490 amino acids. The transcript is spliced from 3 exons. The record is from RefSeq and is a predicted model, not a curated record. NCBI's taxonomy places the organism in Eukaryota, Fungi, Ascomycota, Dothideomycetes, Pleosporales, Pleosporaceae. Gene Ontology annotation, molecular function: oxidoreductase activity; FAD binding.